Messenger RNA from Hymenoscyphus albidus, 2484 nucleotides. The record is from the annotation of a GenBank genome assembly. Lineage: Eukaryota; Fungi; Ascomycota; Leotiomycetes; Helotiales; Helotiaceae.
CGGCACGAUGCUUGAAAAGUAACCCCGCACUCCGAUGACCUCCGACCGACUCGGCUUCAAUUGGCAACAGGGGCAGCUGGGGCAGCAGCAGGGGGGGUUCAGAGUCAUAGUGCUCAGCAAUAGCUGCAAAUGCAUGGGAAAGCUUUACAAUUGAGUCAUCUGGACAUCGAUAGCUUGAUCCACCGUUGAAUGCGGUCGUUUUCCAUUUUUUGUCGGACGCCCAAUCCUGCCCGAAGGUUUGUUCCGCGUUUUACAUCUCCAUGUGCAUCUAGAUCCAGAGGCAGAGGCAGAGGCUUCGCGGAAACCGCACAAAAGCACCGCUAUCAACUCUCAAAAUUCAAGGACAAGAAUUACGCAGUCACCGACCUCACCAUGGCUACCACCACCCUCAAGGGCCAGCCCUUUGACCGUCAGGUCCUCGAUUCCAUGCUGCGUCGGCGCAUGUUCUAUACCCCCUCCUUCGAAAUCUACGGCGGCACGGCUGGGCUCUAUGAUUACGGUCCUCCAGGUUGCGCGCUGAAUGCGAAUGUCAUUGACGCAUGGCGCAAACACUUCGUGCUCGAGGAGGAUAUGCUAGAGGUCGACUGCACAGCGUUGACGCCGGCCGAGAUUCUCAAAACCAGUGGCCAUGUUGACAAGUUCGCCGACUGGAUGUGCAAGGACCCAAAGAAUGGGGAUAUCAUUCGAGCUGAUCACUUUGUCGAGGAAAUCUUGGAGUCGCGACUGAAGGGGGAUAAGGAGGCAAGAGGUGUGAAGGUGGUAGAGAAGGAAGAGGAUCCCAAGAAGAAAAAGAAGAAGAACAAGGGUGCGAUCGAAGCUGUCAAGCUCGACGAUGCUGUCGUGACCGAGUACGAGGAAAUAUUGGCAAAGGUAAGGUUGUGCAUAUGAAGUGGGGGAGUCAUAGGGCUGAUUUCAGUAGAUCGACAACUACAACGGGGAAGAGUUGGGUGAGCUGAUCAAGAAGUAUGAGAUGAAGAAUCCUGCUACCGGUGUUCAACCUGAGCCCCCAGUUUCCUUCAACCUUAUGUUCCAAACAGCAAUUGGCCCUAGCAGUAAUGCACCUGGCUAUCUACGACCGGAGACUGCUCAAGGUCAAUUCCUUAACUUUGCAAAGCUCCUCGAGUUCAACCAGCAGCAAAUGCCAUUCGCUUCCGCGUCAAUUGGCAAGUCAUUCCGAAAUGAAAUCUCCCCACGUUCUGGUCUCCUCCGUGUUCGAGAAUUCCUGAUGGCCGAAAUUGAGCAUUAUGUUGAUCCCCAAGGUGGCAAGAAGCACGCACGAUUCCACGAAGUCGCGGAUGUUGAACUUGUUCUUUUGAACCGUCACACCCAACUGUCUGGCAAGACCAAUGUCGAGAGAGUCGCAAUUGGCAAGGCCGUUGCUGAUGGUACCGUCGAUAACGAGACCCUUGGUUAUUUCCUGGCUCGUAUUCAUCUUUUCUUGGAGAAGAUUGGUGUUGAUCAGACCAAGAUCAGAUUCAGACAACACAUGGCAAACGAAAUGGCACAUUAUGCAGCUGACUGUUGGGAUGCCGAGUUGCUCACCAGUUAUGGUUGGAUCGAGUGUGUUGGUUGCGCUGACAGAAGUGCUUAUGACUUGACGGUUCACGCAAAGAAGACCGGUGCACCAUUGAUGGUUCGCGAGAGAUUAGACACCCCCAUCAAAAUUGAGGAGUGGCAAAUUGAUCUUGACAAAAAGAAGUUUGGUCCUUUUUUUAAGAGGGAUGGUAAGAUAGUUGAAGCCGCUAUCGAGGCUAUCCCACAAGACAAGCGUGAGGCUUUUUCCCAAGCUCUCAAGGCCGAUGGUAAGAUCACUAUCGACGUUGAGGGUGUUGGCAAUGGCAAGGUCGAGAUUAGCAAAGACUUGAUUGUUAUUGAGCAAAGAACCCGAGUUGAAAACACAAGAGAGUACACUCCAAACGUCAUCGAGCCUUCAUUCGGUAUUGGAAGAAUUCUCUACUGUUUGUAUGAACACAACUACUGGACCCGUGGUAGCGAGGGUGGUGAUGAGGCUCGCGGUGUAAGUUUAUUUUUUCUAUUUAUUCAUCUAAUAGCUGACAAAAUAUAGGUGCUCUCCUUCCCUCCUGUGGUUGCACCAACAAAGGUUCUCCUCGUCCCUCUUUCCGCCCACGAAAGCUUCAAGCCUCUUCUCAAACACAUGUCCCUCAAACUCCGCAAAUUGGGUGUCUCUAGUCGCAUUGACGACUCCUCGGCCUCAAUCGGCAAACGAUACAGUCGAAAUGACGAGUUGGGAACACCACUUGGUAUCACCAUUGAUUUCCAGAGUGUCCAGGACAAAACCUAUACACUCCGAGAUCGCGACUCUACCAAGCAAGUUCGCGCUGAUGAAGAGACGAUUCUUAAGGCUAUCAAAUCGAUGGUUGAGGGCGAGAAAACUUGGGCGGAUAUUGAAAAGGAGUUACCUGCAUUUGAGGGCCAGGAAGCUGAUGUUCCAAUGAGAUAAGGAGGUCCACGUAUAUUGCGACA